Messenger RNA from Camelus dromedarius (Arabian camel), 1185 nucleotides. RefSeq names its product RAN binding protein 1 (gene RANBP1). The record is from RefSeq and is a predicted model, not a curated record. Bases 270 to 890 code for a protein of 206 amino acids. The transcript is spliced from 6 exons. Gene Ontology annotation, biological process: nucleocytoplasmic transport; positive regulation of mitotic centrosome separation. Gene Ontology annotation, molecular function: GTPase activator activity. Gene Ontology annotation, cellular component: centrosome; cytoplasm; nuclear pore. Lineage: Eukaryota; Metazoa; Chordata; Mammalia; Artiodactyla; Camelidae.
GCGGGAAGCGCGGGGCGGGCUGGACAAUGAGAGUGUCCGCCUCCUGAGCCAAUAAAGCUGCGCUGGUUUUGAAUCGCGUCGUGUUUCCCGCCGCCGGGGUCAGGGGUCGGGGUUCGGGUCGCGGGGCGGAGGGAAGAGCGAGCGAGCGAGCGAGCGAGCGGGCGGGAGGUGCCGGCGCCAGACGCGGAGGAAGGAGCUGCGACCAGCCGCCGAGAGGCCGCGGAGCCAGCGACGACCGAGCCAGACGAGCCGCCGCCGCCGCCGCGCUCAUGGCGGCCGCCAAGGACACCCACGAGGACCACGACACCUCCACUGAGAAUGCUGACGAGUCCAACCACGACCCCCAGUUUGAACCAAUAGUCUCUCUUCCUGAGCAAGAAAUUAAAACGUUGGAAGAAGACGAAGAGGAGCUUUUCAAAAUGCGGGCGAAGCUGUUCCGGUUUGCCUCGGAGAACGACCUCCCAGAAUGGAAGGAGCGCGGCACAGGCGAUGUCAAGCUCCUGAAGCACAAGGAGAAGGGGACCAUCCGCCUCCUCAUGCGGAGGGACAAGACUCUCAAGAUCUGCGCCAAUCACUACAUCACGCCGAUGAUGGAGCUGAAGCCAAACGCAGGUAGCGACCGCGCCUGGGUCUGGAACACCCACGCAGACUUCGCAGACGAGUGCCCUAAGCAGGAGCUUCUGGCCAUCCGCUUCCUUAACGCUGAGAAUGCACAGAAAUUCAAAACGAAGUUUGAAGAAUGUAGGAAAGAGAUUGAAGAGAGAGAAAAGAAAGGAUCGGCCAGGAAUGACAGUGCCGAGUCGGUGGCUGAGAAGCUGGAUGCUCUUACGGUGAAGGAACGCGUGGAGCCGGAGGGCACGGCCAAGGAGGGGGCCGGGGAGGAGCAAUGAGUCCAAGGAGCUCUGUGUUUCCUUUCUCCGCAUCUCUUCCCUCUUUCUUUUUUUAAUUUUUCCCUACCCCUUCUUUUCAGUUCGUUUUUAUUCUGUUUUGUUUUUUACAAGGGACUUUAUAUAAAGAACUGACUUCCAACAUUCAGGUUGUUUUUUUCCUAAGUUUUUGCCCUAUUGAGGACUUCAGAAAGUUCAUUCCCCGGUCAUGAGAACGUGCUGCGCUGACUUUCUUUUCCAUGGUGGAAACACUUAUUUAUAGUCAUCAAAAGUAGUGAAUAAACACAUUUGAAACCUG